Dromiciops gliroides (monito del monte) is the source of this 1294-nucleotide messenger RNA. It is a transcript of the gene FGFBP2, whose product is annotated as fibroblast growth factor binding protein 2. Gene Ontology annotation, biological process: cell-cell signaling. Bases 131 to 802 code for a protein of 223 amino acids. The record is from RefSeq and is a predicted model, not a curated record. The transcript has 2 exons. Gene Ontology annotation, molecular function: growth factor binding. NCBI's taxonomy places the organism in Eukaryota, Metazoa, Chordata, Mammalia, Microbiotheria, Microbiotheriidae.
UCAGCCCUCCAGUAAGGAGAAAGAGGUCUUUGUCCGGCAGCCCUUUAAGUUGGGGCCGGCCUGGCUUUCUGGUUCCUUCACUACUUGGGGCCGAACGGUAGAAGGUGUGUGUUGGGGUGGAAGCCUCAUCAUGCCAUCCGGUGCCAGCCUUCUGCUAGUGGCGGUAUGCUGUGUUGGAGCUUUGGGACAGACCCUGAGGCAGAAGAAAAUCAAUCACGGGGAAGAGAUUCACUUUCAGACAAAGGGCAAAGAUGCCUGUACUAUGCGGGUCAGCGAUCAGGGUGAAAUCCACCUGAGGCUUGAGUGCAGGAACCAGGGCCGGGCCUCCUGGUGUGAGUACAGUGGGAAGCCUGGGCUGUGUGGGGCCUUCAUCAGCAAUCCGACUCUCUACUGGAGCCAGGUGGUGCUGGGCUUGCGGAGGCUGAGUGAGCCCUGCCUGGCAGCCCCGGUGUUGAGGCCCAUGGUGUGCCAGGGCGCUGGACCUGAGGCACAGCUGAAGCAGGAGGCUUCUAGCCUGAAGGGGGCUCACCCGUCCAGCCAGCAGUCUGAAGUUUCUAGGCCUUCAAAACUAGGGUCCAGGUCCGAGGGAUCACCCCAAAGAGACUCCAAAGAAGCCCAGAUGGUCAAAGGGUUUCCUAAGAAGGUGGGGAAAGUCAAGCCCACUGCUCCAACUCCAGUGAAGCCAACCCAACAAGGGCAGCAAACCCGGAGGGAGGAGGAGGCCAUGAGGAUAGCGAAAGAAUACUGCUGGGAGCCCUUGCACAAGAUCUGCUCUUUCAUCAUUGGCAUCUUUCUGGGCUAAGGAUCGAGCCCGCGGGUUUUUAUUUUUUCAGAGCCCUCUGACAGUUGGAGAAGGAUCCCUUCUUUCUAUAAAGUGCAGUAUCUUUAAAGCCCCUGUCUGUCCUCAGAAUGAAUAAACUACUUGCCUGUUGCCCAUUGAAAGAAUGUUUCAGCUACUGGGUUUUGUUUUGUUUUUUGCUUAUUUGUUUGGGUUAGGGUGGGGGGUUGUUAAUUUUGUGCUGUAUUGGGAAACACUCCCUUUAUGAGUUUAUAGUUCAAAGUGAUAAACUUUAUGUGAGAUUGCAGGGUUCGCUCAGGGGCUUGAGGCCCAAAUGUAGUUUUUACAGCUUAUUUUCAAAUCUUAGAAGCACUAUAGGGAAACUGAAAUACAUUAACAUUAUUCCAUAGUUCUCGGCUUAGCUUUUCUAACAAGGCCUGUAUUUUGCAAUGCUCUGUAUAUGCUAUGUUGAAUGAAUGAAUGAGUGCCUAGAGAUGGGCUGCAGUCCUGUAUGCU